This is a messenger RNA of Entamoeba dispar SAW760, 648 nucleotides long. RefSeq lists its product as uncharacterized. The transcript has a single exon. The annotation marks the transcript as partial. Lineage: Eukaryota; Evosea; Mastigamoebida; Endamoebidae. The record is from RefSeq and is a predicted model, not a curated record.
GGAAGCUUACAUUUCGGGGAGAGAUGGGUUUAUUUUUACUAUCUUUUACCCUGGGGAAGGUCUGAGGAUGUCCGAUUGCCCAAUAGGAUUGGGGUAGGCGAAAGCUUACACUACUUAAUAGAAAUUCAUCCGAGUGAAUCAUUUUUAAAAUGGUUUCAUGGAUUUGGGAUGGGUAGAGGACUUUUAAGCAUCAGUGAGAUAUGUAAGGGCCUUUAUAGGUUAACUCAAUUCAGACUACUCUCCUUUGUAUUUUUUAUUUCUUUUAACAUUAUUUUAUUUUCUAUUCAUUUAUUUAUUUUGAUUUAUACUUUUAUAUUGUUAUUUCAUGUUCAGUCUUUUUCUUUAGUAGAGAGUGAUCGAUGUAUUUUCAUUUGUUUAUUAUAUUUUAAAAUUAUUCAUGUUCUCCUUUUUCUUAUUUUUUUAUUUUUUUUAUUUUUCACUUCUUUAUUCUUCUUUAUUCUUUUUUCUCUUUUUUUUUCUUUCUUUUACUUCUGCUUUUAUUCUUUUAUUUUAUAUAUAUUCUUUUAUUUUAUCAUUAUGUCUUUGAUUACUUUGAUUACUCUUUUAUUUCUUUUCAAAUUUUACCCUUCUUUUUAUUUGAACAACCAUUUAAUGUAUCUUUAUUUCUUUUUAUUUUAUUUCUUUUGA